UGCCCCGGACAGCCCCUGUAAGGACCCCGCAGGCACGCUCUAUGACAGGCAUUGCCGCGGACAGCCCCUGUAAGGACCCCGCAGUGACGCUCUAUCCCCUCGCCCGACUCUAUGACAGGCAGCUCCCACUCCCAUCACUGAGAUGCCGCUGUAUGAGGGUCUGGGCAGCGGGGGCGAGAAAACCGCUGUCGUCAUCGAUCUCGGGGAAGCAUUUACUAAGUGUGGAUUUGCUGGUGAAACUGGACCAAGAUGUAUCAUUCGGAGCGAGAUCAAAAAGCCCGGCAUUGCUAAGCCAAUAAAAGUUAUCCAGUACAAUAUCAACACAGACGAACUCUAUUCGUAUCUGAUAGAAUUCAUUCACAUGCUGUAUUUUAGGCAUCUCUUGGUAAAUCCCAGGGACAGACGUGUAGUUUUAAUAGAAUCUGUGCUUUCCCCAUCUCGCUUCAGAGAAACAGUUGCAAGGGCUCUUUUCAAGUACUUUGAGGUUCCCUCGGUGCUGUUUGCUCCAGCUCAUUUGAUGUCUCUCCUAACACUUGGGAUUAAUUCCGCAAUGGUCUUGGAUUGUGGUUAUGCAGAAAGUCUGGUACUCCCUAUAUAUGAGGGAAUCCCAAUCCUGAGCUGUUGGGGGGCACUUCCUUUGGGAGGAAAAUCUAUUCACAAGGAACUGGAAGCUCAGUUACUGGAGCAGUGCACGGCCAACACUGGGACUGCCAAGGACCAGAGCCUGCCAUCCGUCAUGAGCAGUGUCCCCGAGGAAAUUGUGGAAGAUAUUAAAGUGCGCAUUUGUUUUGUAAGCGAUCUCCAGCGAGGGCUCAAAAUCCAAGCUGCUAAAUUUAACAUCGAUGGCAAAUCUGAGCGCCCCACUCCACCUCCUGAUGUUGACUACCCGCUAGAUGGACAAAAGAUAUUGCAUGUCAAUGGAUCUAUCAGAGACUCUGUGGUAGAAUUAUUGUUUGAACAAGACAAUGAAGAGAAGUCUGUUGCAACGUUAAUUCUGGAUUCACUUGUACAGUGUCCUAUAGAUACCAGAAAGCAGCUGGCAGAAAACAUUGUGGUAAUUGGUGGUACAGCCAUGCUACCUGGAUUCCUUCACCGGUUAAUGGCAGAGAUAAAACAUUUGGCCGAAAAACCAAAAUACAAAGAAAUCCUUUCCACCAAAACCUACAAGGUCCAUACUCCCCCCGCAAAGCCAAAUUGUGUCGCAUGGCUUGGAGGUGCAAUAUUUGGAGCUUUGCAAGAUAUCCUUGGGAGCCGCUCUUUAGCUAAAGAAUACUAUAACCAGUCGGGCCGAAUACCAGACUGGUGCUGUCUGAAUAAUCCUCCUCUUGUAUCCAUGUUUGAUAUUGGAAAAUCUGGCCCUCCACUCAUGAAAAGAGCCUUCUCCACUGAGAAGUGAGCUCACUCACACCGACCCCUGUCUCUGUAUAAUGUAUCAAUUCAACUCCCUUAAAACUGACUGUUCUGAUUUGCAAUAUUUAUUCUACUAUUCUGUGCUAAAAAUAAAUGUUCUGUUUAGACUGCCAUGUUUUCUAACUUAUUUUUUUGUUCCUGUAGUUCAUUAAACCUGAACAAAUUGCUUGCCUUUUUUUUUUUCUUUUGUU
Molecule: messenger RNA, 1601 nt
Organism: Pelobates fuscus (common spadefoot toad)
Lineage: Eukaryota; Metazoa; Chordata; Amphibia; Anura; Pelobatidae
Gene: ACTR10
Product: actin related protein 10
Exons: 13
Coding region: 143-1396 (417 amino acids)
Biological process (GO): retrograde axonal transport of mitochondrion
Cellular component (GO): dynactin complex
Source: RefSeq, a predicted model, not a curated record